AUGUCCGCCGUGAAAUCUAUCUCUUCCUUCAGGCUCGCCUCUCUCCUCCGCCGCGAAAAUGAUCCCUCCGCCGCCAGCAAGCUUUUCCGAAACCCUGAUCCAGAACCAACGAACCCGACGAAAAAACCCUUCCGAUACUCGCUUCUUUGCUACGAUCUCAUCAUCACCAAACUCGGCAAAUCCAAGAUGUUUGACGAGCUGGAUCAAGUCCUCCUCCAGCUCAAAACCGAUACUCGGAUCGUCCCCACGGAGAUUCUAUUCUGCAAUGUGUUCAAUUUCUACGGCCGUGGAAGAUUGCCCAGUCGUGCGCUCCAAGUGUUCGACGAAAUGGCUCAAUACCGUUGCAAGCCCACUCUGAAAUCCGUCAACUCUCUCUUGAGCGCGCUCAUAAAGUGUGGAGCUUUCGACAAAACGAGAGAAAUCCUCUCGAGCAUUGAUCAAUUCGGUAAGCCAGACGCUUGUACGUACAACAUACUGAUCCAUGGAUACUCUCAAAACGGGUGUUUCGAUGAUGCCUUGAAGCUGUUCGACGAAAUGGUCAAGAGAAAGGUGAAGCCCACUGGCGUAACAUUCGGGACGCUGAUUCACGGGCUGUGCAAGAAUCUCAAGGUGAAGGAAGCGAUGAAGAUGAAGCACGAUAUGUUAAAAGUGUAUGGAGUUUCUCCCACUGUUCACAUUUACGUAUCGUUGAUCAAAGCUUUAUGUCAAGUUGGUGAAUUGAGUUUUGCGUUUAAGCUGAAAGAUGAGGCGUGUGAAGGAAAGAUCAAAGUAGACUCAGCUAUCUACUCUACGUUGAUUAGCUCUGUUAUCAAAGCUGGAAGAUCAAACGAGGUCUCGGGGAUCUUGGAAGAGAUGGAAGAGAAAGGAUGCAAGCUUGAUACAGUGACUUACAAUGUACUGAUCAACGGGUUCUGUGUUGAGGAUGAUUUGGAAUCAGCGUAUGGACUUUUGGAUGAAAUGGUUGAAAAGGGUUUGAAACCGGAUGUUAUCAGCUACAAUGUGAUACUCGGUGCCUUGUUUAGAAUCAAGAAGUGGAAAGAAGGGACUUAUUUGUUUGAAGAUAUGCCUCGGAGAGGUUGCGUUCCAGAUAUCUUAUCUUAUAGGAUAGUUUUCGAUGGGCUUUGCGAUGGUUUGCAGUUCGAAGAAGCAGCGGUUAUCUUGGAGGAAAUGGUUUUCAAAGGCUACAAGCCUCGCGGGGAUAGGCUUGAAGGGUUUCUGCAAAGGCUACGUGAGAGUGGGAAGAUGGAGAUUCUCGGUAAAGUUAUUAGUAGCUUGAAGAAAGGGAAUGAUGUUGAUGCAGAUGUUAUAAUGCAUACAAGAACAGAGUUUCGAUCGAUUGAUCCAGCAAAACAAGCUCCAUAUCUGUUGUUGGACUAUAGACAUGAAGUUGAUGGUGCUAUCUAA
Molecule: messenger RNA, 1404 nt
Organism: Microthlaspi erraticum
Lineage: Eukaryota; Viridiplantae; Streptophyta; Magnoliopsida; Brassicales; Brassicaceae
Source: the annotation of a GenBank genome assembly